Pogonomyrmex barbatus (red harvester ant) is the source of this 1580-nucleotide messenger RNA. It is a transcript of the gene Idi, whose product is annotated as Isopentenyl-diphosphate delta isomerase. Gene Ontology annotation, cellular component: cytoplasm. Gene Ontology annotation, biological process: isopentenyl diphosphate biosynthetic process; isoprenoid biosynthetic process. Lineage: Eukaryota; Metazoa; Arthropoda; Insecta; Hymenoptera; Formicidae. Gene Ontology annotation, molecular function: isopentenyl-diphosphate delta-isomerase activity. The record is from RefSeq and is a predicted model, not a curated record.
UGCCAUCAAUUUUCUUUGUGUAGACUUUCGCAUUUAUGUUAAUCCCGGUGAAAUUAGCAAUUGCUUAGUGUUGGUAAAUCAGGUCACUGGAAAACAGCUUGAACUAAUUCGCUUUAGUAUAGUCGCAUUCAGAGUUGUAGCACCACGAUCGCUGCGAGAUUCAACAUUGAUUAUUUAGAGCGAAAAUAGUUUCCUGACCUUUGUUAAUCUGGCUAAAAUCAAGACCACUAAAAGAGAAGAAGAAGAAGUAUCCUAGGAACAACACAAGGUUAGCACAUAGAAAAACAUGAUCUAAAAAAUUCAAUUCAUCGACGUACGUCAUUCAUGACCGUAUGCAAAUGAAUGACAGAUCCGCUCGUGAUUGGUCAUUUCCCGAAGAGUCGAACACACUAACACUUCAGGAGGACGUUCGUGAGAUACGAGUAUCAUUUCAACGUAUAAUAUUCACUGCUCGGCAGUACGGUUGACUGUCAGGUGAUGUUCCGUGGAGCAUUCAAAAAUCUCAGUAGUAUUGUGCACAAAGGAACGAUCAUUAUGGAGAGAGAUUAUAUAUCACAAGUAGCACCAUUGCAGAGAGCUGCCUUGAAGGAGCGCUGCAUUCUUGUGGAUAAACUGGAUAGACCCAUUGGUGAAGCAACCAAGGAAGCCUGUCAUGAGCUUAAUGCAGAGGGAACUGUUCCCCUUCAUAGAGCAUUUAGUAUUUUUCUGUUCAAUAGUAAAGGAGAGUUGUUGCUUCAGAAACGGUCAAGUAACAAGAUAACAUUCCCAGAUCACUAUACAAAUACAUGCUGUAGUCAUCCAUUAGCGGAGAUUCCUAAUGAAAUGGAAGAAGAAGAUGCUAUAGGUGUACGCAGAGCUGCAAUAAGAAGGCUUAAUUACGAGUUGGGUAUACCUAGUAACGAAAUUAAACCUUCUGACUUUUUUUAUUUGACAAGAAUUCGUUAUCAAGCACCUAGUAAUGAUCACUGGGGCGAACAUGAGAUCGAUUACAUUCUGUUUUUACAAAGAGAUGAUAUUACCAUAGAUCCCAAUCCCGAUGAAGUGAGCGAGAUUCGAUGGGUAUCUCGAUCGGAGAUUGAGAAUUUUAUGAAGACCACAUCACUUCUAACACCAUGGUUCCGUCUAAUAUAUAAAUUUAAGCUGUUGCAAUGGUGGGAUAAUCUACAUAGCUUAAAUAAGUUUCAAGAUCAUGAGAAUGUAACAUAUUUGUCAGAUUGACUUAUGUGCAAAUAUAACCAAAGCGAAACUAUCGAGCUAUAUCGAAUACAUAAUUUUUCGAAUAAAUGAUUUUUAUAAUUUAUAUUUGAAGGUCAAAAUAAUGGAUAUUUAAAUUUUUGUGUAUCUUAUGUAUUUUUAAUACAUUUUAUAUAUAUGUAUAUGUCGCGCGGUAUUUGAUAACAUUUUUGAAUGUAUAGGGGAUAUGGAAUUUUGAUCCAACCUAGUCAUUUUUAGACUUUUGUAAAAGGAUUUAUUCUUAUGAUAGGUAUUGCAAUUUAAGCAUUUAUUGUUGCGAAGCGUGCAUAUGUUUUAUUAAACGUCAUGUACGAAGACAAUAUGGGCAAAUAAAUUUAUUAUCAUAA